Molecule: messenger RNA, 741 nt
Organism: Didymosphaeria variabile
Lineage: Eukaryota; Fungi; Ascomycota; Dothideomycetes; Pleosporales; Didymosphaeriaceae
Exons: 1
Coding region: 1-741 (246 amino acids)
Source: RefSeq, a predicted model, not a curated record
AUGAUCGUCAUCAACGCCUUCGAAUGCCCUCGCAAGCCAUCCCUCGUUUUCGACCCGAACAUCUUCGUCAUGAGAGAGCAAUGGCAUUGCUUCAACCUUACAGCACUCUACUUCAGCCAAUCUGCACUCAACAUCUUUUCCGACUUAUUCAUCCUCGUUCUACCUUUGCCAAUUCUUAUCAAGCUGCAUAUGCCAAUGGUGAAACGUAUUAGCUUGUUGAUUGUAUUCUCGGUUGGUCUUCUGGUUCCUAUUGCAGCAUCGUUCCGCCUCUGGAUUAUCUAUCUCUGGCACGAUGCGCCUCCAGAUCUCUCUCGUUAUUACGGAGGCUACAUCCUGUUCUGGGACGCCGUCGAACUCAACACUGCUAUUAUAUGCGCAUCGGCUCCUUCUCUCCAGCCCCUCUUUAGGCGCGUUUUCGGCGAGCUGCGCACCCUUUCACGGGGUCGGUCGGCGUAUUACUACUACGGCGAUGAUAGGGAGGGUACCAUGACGACCCAAACCACGAUCGGAAGAAGAAGAAGUAGGAGGCUAGACCAGGAUGUUCCCUUACAGCGACGACCCGCGUCUCGAGAAGUGCCGAAACGAAGCAAUGAAGACCUAGAAAGCAUCAGGGAGAUGGAGAACGAGGAAGACGUCAUAACCAGGGUACAGACAUACUCUACCAGACCAAAAAGUACGCAUUCCGAAUCGCACGCACCGAAGUCACCUGCGCGACCGCGAGAUAUACUGGCUUUUGACUGA